GAUAUCAGGUCGUCAGUCGAGCUCCUCCCUUUCAGAGGGAACAACCGUCUCUCUGCCUGCAGCUGUUCAUCAUUUCAAAAUAUAUUUAUCGAGUCAUUGAGUUUUUUGUUUUUGUUCUACAACGAUAUUUCAGAGAAAAAGGAGGAAACUUCAUUAUUGAUACGACGCUGGACUGAAGUCAAACAUGAGAUCUCUUCUCGUGCUUUUCAUUCUCGUCGCUCACUCGGAAAGUGAAAGACAGUGGAAUCCAAAACCAUCAUCCGUAACGGAGCCGGCCCCACAGCAACCUCAGUCUCCGGUCCCAACGCCAUCACCCACGUCAACGCCGGCCCCGGACGCCACCAGUCCGGCCCUCGCAGCCCCGGAAGCAGCCGAGGAAGACGAGUUCCUGGGUUCAGCCGAGUGCCUGCAGAAGAGGUUCACUCGUGCGUCAUGUGACCUGGUGUUCUGCCCCCCGUGGGAGCGUUGCAUUGAUGGACGUUGCUCCUGUAAACCCCCGUAUCUGUGUCCCAUGGAGGGCGUGACCCCAGUUUGUGGACGAGACCACAGGAACUACCGCUCCUACUGCCAGGUGAUGGCGCUCUCCUGUCUGACCCAGAAAUCCGCCAUGUCCCACUUUGGGGAAAACUGUGCAGCGAGCGACCCGAAGUUCACGAGUUCGAUCGAUCCGGACACGGGAGUCGUCAGCGUCUUCAUUCCCGACACGAAGGCCGAUGGCGGCGGGGAGAAGUUGCCCGUUUGUAAGAAGCUGUGGGACAUGGCCGCUGCUAACGUGGCCUGCAGGGAGCACGGGAAUCCACUGGGCGCGGCGGUCGCUGGCGCGGUCUCGUACUCCUCCCAGACGAAUGGCCGUCCCCACGACAGGCAGUUUCCGGUCAGCUGUGUUAGCGUCCGCUGCCAAGGUUACGAGAAUUCCCUGGCUGAGUGUGCAAUCUAUGACAAGAUCGGUAUCGGGAGGAGGAGUGUCGCCACAGCAACCUGUUACCCGGUGCGGACAGGGGACGGCUGGGGUUUCUCGUGUGUGAACGGGAAGCGUGUGUUUCUGAACCAGACGUGUGACGGAGUCGACGACUGCGGCGACCGCAGCGAUGAGAUGUGCUGCAAAAGUUGCAGGAACGGUGGCUUCCGCUGUAAGACGGGAGUUUGCAUUCACAAAGACUCACUGCGUGAUGGACACGUCGACUGUCUGGACGGAGGCGACGAGACGAGCAAACACACACCUGUGGACAACAAGCCAGAGGGUGGGCACAGACUCAGAACAUCAGAUCCAGCGGAGGGGCACAGACUCCUCAGAACAUCAGGGUUUGUGAAUCCUAAGGACGAAAUACGGGCCGACAGGUUCCACCUGGAGUCCCAGUUACAGUGUGGGAUCCCCAACGCGACCACAGUGGACGACGAACAAGUGGAGGAGCGAGGAAACAGCCGCCGAGUCAAGAGAGUGGUGGGAGGAAUCCCGGCGAAACCGACUCAGAUCCAGUGGCAAGUGGCUCUGGAGGAGAACAGGAAGAUCGACUGUGGAGGAGCUUAUAUCGGAGGCUGCUGGGUUAUCACUGCUGCUCACUGUGUCAGACACAGCUCGACUACGUUCAGGGUGAAGUUUUCCAUCUGGAAGAAAUCUCGAGCUCAGGACACGACUGACAUUGUUCCUGUUCAAGAAAUUCGCAUCCACCCCAAUUACAACCCCGGCACCUACGAGAACGACAUUGCCCUGCUGAAGCUGGAGAAGCUUCCGUUCAAAGAGAAAUGCUUUGAGGACAAUCCGGCCAUCAGCGCCGUCUGCAUUCCCUGGUCCGCCCAACUCUUCCAGCCCAACCACACCUGCAGCAUCUCUGGGUGGGGGCGCACCGCAGACGGCCGAGCUGCUAGGGUGUUGCUCUGGGCCAACGUGUCGCUCAUCCACGACUGCCACAAGUUCUACGGAGAUCGCUUCAGACCGGGCAUGAUGUGUGCAGGUGAUCUGGACGGCAGCGUGGACUCGUGUCAGGGCGACAGCGGCGGUCCUCUGGUUUGUGAGGAUGAGCUGGGCGUUUCUUACCUGUGGGGCAUCGUCAGCUGGGGAGAAAAGUGUGGUCAGCCCGGGUUCCCCGGAGUUUAUACACAAGUUGCUCAUUACUUUGAGUGGAUCCGACUUCAUACAGGUUGGACCUCAGUCACCAGGUUCAACAACUGAAGUGCACACACGCACACACACACACACACACACACACACACACAAUAAAACGUGAAUUGUUUGUUUGAGUCGUUUUCGAACAUUCGUUCAAAAGUUCGUAUUUGAACCGUAAUGACCCGUUUUUAAAUUUUCACUCAUCAAACCGUCUGAAGUUUUAGAAAUUAAUUUGCAUACAUUCAAACAAAUUGCACUUCAUGUCAAAAUUUGUUCAAACUUGACUUUGAUUUUUUUUUAAAGCUCUACUGGUUGUAUUUGUGAUUAAAUAUUACAUUGUGUCCAACAAAAUGGUCGGUGAAUAUAUUAUCCUGUGUAUGGUGAACAAAAUAUUGCUAUUUGUUUAUUACAUCUAGCAAUAUAACGAUCAAUAAAAUACAAUUUUCUAACUGUAACUGAAAUAAAAGUUUCUGUUGCUACAA
Molecule: messenger RNA, 2586 nt
Organism: Scophthalmus maximus (turbot)
Lineage: Eukaryota; Metazoa; Chordata; Actinopteri; Pleuronectiformes; Scophthalmidae
Gene: cfi
Product: complement factor I
Exons: 18
Coding region: 185-2170 (661 amino acids)
Biological process (GO): proteolysis
Cellular component (GO): membrane
Molecular function (GO): protein binding; serine-type endopeptidase activity
Source: RefSeq, a predicted model, not a curated record